Messenger RNA from Osmia lignaria (orchard mason bee), 801 nucleotides. NCBI's taxonomy places the organism in Eukaryota, Metazoa, Arthropoda, Insecta, Hymenoptera, Megachilidae. The record is from RefSeq and is a predicted model, not a curated record.
AUGGCGAACGAGAGGAGCCCAGGCGGUGGUUGUGCAGCCGUGGUGGUGACGAAACAGCAAAAUAACUGGGAGGAGAAUACGUUCAGCAUGAACCCUGGAGCCACAAUCUUCACUGCGGAAGCAGUGGCGGUGGCGGAGGCCCUCAGGUUGUACAGUCAGUCCGGUGAUGGUAGAAGACUGCUCGUUUAUAGUGAUUCUGCGAGUGUGUUGAAGGUACUAGAAGCUGCAAAAAACAAAGAUAUUAAAGACAUUGUUAAGAUGAAAAGAGGAGAAAUUGUGGCGAAAAUUAUGAAAGAAUUAUUGGUAUUUGUGUGGGUGCCUGCGCAUAGAGGAAUCGCGGGUAAUGAGAGAGCGGACGCGGCGGCCAAAAGGGCCACGGAACAAACCCCGAAUUGUGAAUACGCGUUACCGUACGAAGACAUGCUAGUGAAUCUGGUAAGGAAUGCGUGGAAAGAGUUCGCGACGGAAAUGAGAAACGAAGCGCGAUACAAAGAUGUUAAAUACUUUAGCGAAAUAGAUACGAACAAACAGCGCCGAAAACCGUGGUUUGAAAAAUUCGUUACCCAAGACAGAAGGACAAUAUCGGUGCUCAGCAGAAUAAGAGCCAACCACUACAACCUGAGCGAGUCACUGGCGAGGAAACACGUGGUGGAGGACCAUGGAUGCGACUGUAGAGAGCACGUGGAGGACCUGGCUCACGUCCUCUGGGAAUGCGAGAAGUACGAUCACAUCAGGGACGAAUUCGUAGCGAAGAUGCGAGAAAAGGGUUCAGCGGCAGACCACAAUACCAAGACCUUGUGA